This is a messenger RNA of Castor canadensis (American beaver), 2967 nucleotides long. The record is from RefSeq and is a predicted model, not a curated record. NCBI's taxonomy places the organism in Eukaryota, Metazoa, Chordata, Mammalia, Rodentia, Castoridae.
AAGCGGAUUGCGUGGAGUGGAGGUCACGGCGCGGUGCCUCUGUUUCCUUCUGUCUACAGAUUAACUUCUAAAGACACAUGUUACCUGGGGAAGAAGCUCGGAGGGGGAGGAAGAGGAAAGAAAAGGAGCCAGGGAUGGCUUUUAUUCAGGGACGGUUGACAUUCGGGGAUGUGGCUAUAGAGUUUUCUCAGGAGGAGUGGGAAUGCCUGGACCCUGCUCAGAAGACUUUAUACAGGGACGUGAUGUUGGAGAACUAUAGAAGCCUGGUCUCCCUGGGAAUCUGUCUUCCUAACCUGACUGUUAUUUCCAUAUUGGAGCAUGGGAAAGAGCCCUGGACUGUGGAGAGAGAAGUGAAAAGACGAAGAAACCCAAAUGGCUGGGAGAGUGUCAGAGGUGGGGGUGCAGAUACCACUCCUAAAUGCAAAAUUAAAGAAUUACCACCAAAGGAAAACAGCAGUACUGGAGAAAUACUCCAUACAGUGAUGUUGGAAAGACAUGAAAGCAAUGAUAUUAAACAGUUUUCCCUCAGGAAAGUCCAGAAAAAUAUACAUGACUUUGAGUUUCAGUGGAAAGACAGUGAAGGAAAUUAUAAAAAUGUACUUGAGAUCCAUAAAGAAAAUCUCGCUGCUAGAAAAGACAAAGAUGGUAAAAGGGAUGCAGGAAACAAGCUUAUGAAGAAUUGGUUUGGAUUAAACUUCCAGGCACAUCUGCCUGAACUGAAAUUGUUUCAGUCUGAAGGGAAAAUUGAUUGUAAGGAAGUUGAAAAGUCUAUCAACAGUGGUUCCUCAAUUUGUCCACCUCAAAGAAAUCCUUCUAGCAUCAAAACCCACAUUCCUCAUGAAUAUAGGAAUGACUUAAUUUAUUCUUCAUUACUAACGCAAGAACCAAAAGCACACGUUAGGGAAAAACCUUACAAAUGUAAUGAGUGUGGCAAAGUCUUCAGUUAUACCUCUUCUCUAGCCCAUCAUCGGCGAAUUCACACUGGAGAGAAACAUUUCAAAUGUAUUGAAUGUGGUAAGGCUUUUUUCAGGCGUUCAUAUCUUUUGGUACAUGAGAGACAUCAUACUGGAGCAAAACCUUACAAAUGUAAUGAAUGUGGCAAGGUCUUCACUCAAAAUUCACACCUUACAAGUCAUCGAAGAAUUCAUACUGGAGAGAAACCUUACAAGUGCAAUGAGUGUGGCAAAGCCUUUAGUGUCCGUUCGAACCUAACUAACCAUCAGGUAAUCCAUACUGGAGAAAAACCUUACAAAUGUAAUGAAUGUGGCAAGGUGUUCAGUCAAACUUCAAGCCUUGCAAUUCAUCGGAGAACUCACACUGGAGAGAAACCUUAUAGGUGUAAUGAGUGUGGGAAAGUGUUCAGCUCACAUUCAAACCUAAAUACCCAUCAGAUAAUCCACACUGGAGAAAAACCAUAUAAAUGUUCAGAGUGUGGCAAGGUCUUUACUCAAAAUUCACACCUUGCAAAUCACUGGAGAAUCCAUACUGGAGAGAAGCCUUACAAGUGUAAUGAGUGUGGCAAAGCCUUCAGUGUAUACUCAAGCCUGACUACCCACCAGGCAAUCCAUACUGGGGAAAAACCCUACAAAUGUGAUGAGUGUGGCAAGGUCUUUAGUCAGAAUUCACACCUUGCAAGUCAUCGAGGAGUUCAUAGUGGAGAGAAACCUUACAAGUGUGAUGAAUGUGGCAAACUCUUUAGUCAAACUUCAAAUCUUGCAAGGCACUGGAGAGUUCAUACAGGAGAGAAACCUUACAAAUGUAAUGAGUGUGGCAAGGCCUUUAGUGUGCGCUCAAGCUUAACUUCCCAUCAAGUAAUCCAUACUGGAGAAAAACCUUACAAAUGUAAUGAAUGUGGUAAGGUGUUCAGUCAAACUUCCAGCCUUUCAAUUCAUCAGAGAAUUCACACUGGAGAGAAACCUUACAGGUGUAAUGAGUGUGGAAAAGCCUUUAAUUCACAUUCAAACCUAAAUACCCAUCAGGUAAUCCACACUGGAGAAAAACCCUAUAAAUGUUCAGAGUGUGGCAAGGUCUUCACUCAAAAUUCACACCUUGCAAAUCAUCGCAGAAUCCAUACUGGAGAGAAGCCUUACAAGUGUAAUGAGUGUGGCAAAGCCUUCAGUGUGUACUCAAGCCUGACUACCCACCAGGCAAUCCAUACUGGGGAAAAACCCUACAAAUGUGAUGAGUGUGGCAAGGUCUUCACUCAAAAUUCACACCUUGCAAGUCACCGGAGGACUCAUACUGGAGAAAAACCUUACAAGUGUGAUAAGUGUGGCAAAGCCUUUAGUGUGCGUUCAAGCCUAACCACCCAUCAAGCAAUCCAUACUGGUGAAAAACCUUACACAUGUAAUGAGUGUGGCAAGGUCUUUAGUCGAAGUUCCAACCUUGCAAGUCAUCGGAGACUUCAUACUGGACUGAAGCAUUAUAAGUGAGUAUAGCAAGGUCUUCAUUCACAAUUUUCUCCUUGCACAAUAUCCUAGAGUUCAUUCUUAAGAUUAUCUUUAUAAAUGCAUUGACUGUAGGAAAUCACUCAUCAAGAGUGCAAGCAUGCUUCUAGGUGUGGUGGUACAUGGCUAUAAUCCCAGAACUCAGGAGAAUUGCCCUCAGGCAAGAGGGCAGUGACUCUUAGGCCAGCCUGAGUUACAUAACAAGACCCCAAAACACACACAAGUUCAAUGAUUAGUAGACAUCAGAAAGUUCAUUCCAAAAGGAAAUCUUAUACUGUACACAGCAGAGGCUUUAAUCUAAUAUUGACAACUCACUAGACAUCAAAAUACACAUCUUUGAUGAAACCAUUCAAAUGGAACAUUGUUACUGAGGCUAUUCUAAUGACCACAACUAGAUGAAGAUUUAUAUAAGUGAUAACUUAGCCUCUAGUUCUUCGUGACUACCUUUUGAUACUACAUUCUUCCGAAUAAUUCCAGGACAAAAUGUUAAAACUUCAUGACACGAUAGAUACAAAAGUCA